Molecule: messenger RNA, 2112 nt
Organism: Suillus clintonianus
Lineage: Eukaryota; Fungi; Basidiomycota; Agaricomycetes; Boletales; Suillaceae
Product: class II aaRS and biotin synthetase
Exons: 5
Coding region: 1-1914 (637 amino acids)
Biological process (GO): protein modification process
Cellular component (GO): cytoplasm
Molecular function (GO): biotin--[biotin carboxyl-carrier protein] ligase activity
Source: RefSeq, a predicted model, not a curated record
AUGAAUGUACUAGUGUAUCCUAGCACACAUCCAGCAACUCCUUCCCUCCUACAGAUCCUUACUUCAAUACUCACCCCGCACUAUCUACCACAGUCACUAGCACCCUCUCAACUAUCCGUGCAAGAAUACCCAUGGCACACCUCCUGCGCCCUUCUCAUCCUCCUCUCCCCGCCCACAGAUCAUCCACCUGUUCGAAAAUACCUCGAGUCCGGAGGUAGGAUAUUAGCAUUCGGCGUCUCCGUCAGAAAAGGUUCUCUAUUCGGACUGCACGACUCAAAUCACGACUUUGGAUCACUAUCCGCGGGGCUUGGUUUGGGCAUGGUCAAGGACACGACUAUACUCAGAGUUGCUGAUGGAAACGCCUCCCUCUACAUCUCUUUUUCCACUGCUACAGGUACGAGCGCAGAUGUAUCGAUCGACACCACCACAGUAUCUGUAUCAAGACUACCCUCGGACCUCGACCCAAGUGAUGCACACAUCCUCGGUCGUUACGUAGACGCGCCUGCCGGGGUCUUAUCUCAAAGCGGGCUUGUCGCGAUGUGGAAUUGCAUCCCACCCCUUCCCGAUGUCCUGCUGUCACGAUCCAUGUCUGCACUUGGUCUGCGUUUCUCCGCGCAGAGAGCUGAUCCCGAUCUUCAGCCUCACAUUCUUCCCCAACUUCUUCUGGCUCGUCCCGAUUCGUGGGACGUGCAGCAUCGUGUCGUGGAGGCACUUCUCGAUCAUUUAAGACCUGGGUCAGCUCACCGUGACAACGAAUCUCAGCGCAAGCUGGAGCCCUUCGCGUUCGAAGAUGCCAACGACGAUUUCCAUUUCCAUUUCCCGUCCUUCCCUCCCGCAGACAGAACCGAUCACCCCAUACUUGAACUCAUUCCACAAAAUUCUCUUUCAAACCCGAAAGUAAAACACGUCCUCGUACCGCCGAAACCCCUAACUUCCGAAGACGAGAAGAUAUACACCCCACAAUUCUCUUCUUCUGCAUUCUUCCGCGCCAUCGACGAGUUCCGCUCAAGAACGGAAAACUUCGACCAAAGCCCGGACUCUUGGCGCAUCGGCGAUGCAUUCAUGUAUGGCGAAGUGGUCUCCAGCACACAAACAAUGUUUGACAAAAACCCAUCCUUCCUCCGUGCACUCCCCGCUCCUAUCGUAUCCCUCGCCACAGUCCAGUUGGCAGGACGUGGCCGAGGCGGUAACUCGUGGCUCUCCCCUGCGGGGUGCAUGCAGAUGUCGCUCAAGAUUCGCGUCGGCCUGAAAGGCUCUUCGUCAGUACCUGGCCCCUCCAUCCGCCCCUCCAUCCGCCCCUCCAACCUCGUAUUCAUACAAUACCUCUUUGCGUUAGCAGUCGUCGACGCCUGUCAGGCCCUAGACCCAAACUCACAAUGGGCGCACAAAGUCCGUCUCAAAUGGCCUAAUGACAUCUACGGCCUCUUCCCGUCCGACAAACCAUUAUCAAAACCAGAGCCAAGGAAAAUCGGCGGAAUACUAGUUAACACGAGUUUUGGCGGCGGCGUGGCUGAUGUGGUAAUCGGAUCCGGCCUCAACGUGCUGAACGAGCCACCAAUCGCCUCACUCGCUCAACUUGCUUCCUCUGGUACAUCUACGCCAGGGCUUUCUGUAGAACGCGUAGCAGCGGCAGUUCUCACAUCGUUUGACCGGUUAUGGAGUUCUUUCCUGGAGCGCGAGGAGCAGGGGUUUCAGCCAUUCAUGGAUCAUUACCUCAGGUCUUGGUUGCACACAGACCAACUCGUCACGCUCACCAAUAGAACUCCACACAGGAGUGUGCGCAUUGUUGGCAUCACUCCUGACCAUGGAUUGCUGCGCACAGUGCCGCUGAGUGGUGGAGAGUUCAUCGAUCUACAGCCAGAUGGGAACAGUUUCGAUAUGAUGAAGGGGUUGAUAUCGACAAAGAAGCAGUAAUCAUCUCGAGUGUAAUCGUAUCAGAGCAACAUAAGGAAUUCUUGAAUCGGCUACAAGCUAGAUCAUGCUUCAACUUUUACAACCGCUGAUGCCCCUUCACCGCCCGUACCCUUGAAGUUCAGCCACUCCUCGUAAUAUACGCACUCUUGUGGAUUUGUGGGCCCCUUUUCACGACAGAAGUCGAAUACAGGACAUCUG